UUCAGCAAAAAACAUUGCGAGUUCUUCUUUGAGGCGCAGGCGCAAUUCAACCGACUUAGCCCCCCCUCAAGCUAAUUGUAGUAGCAGACACCAUGAAACGCCCACUUCCUUUGUACGCGUGUGAAACCUCCCCAUGCCUGCUGACUCCAAGUCCCACAAUACGGCACGGCUCGUCUCAUGGUGAUGACGCAUUCUUUGCGCGCCUCGCCUGUCUCAAGCAGGAGAGUAGACACCCGUUACCGCCACAUUAACGCAGGUGUCCGUCACUGAUGUCUCAACAAGCACAACAAACGGUGCCCUCCGCCCCAGACUCCCCCGCGCUGGUGGUCACCUCCAACGUGCAGAAAUAUGCUAUUAAGAAGAAGAAGGUCCUCAGUGCUGAAGAAGCGGAGCUGUUUGAACUCACCCAGGCCGCGGGCAUCACCGUGGACCAAGAGGUCUUCAAGAUCAUGGUGGACCUGUUGAAGAUGAAUGUGGCCCCUCAGGCGGUCUUCCAGACUCUGAAGGCAAUGUGUGCCGGCCAGAGAGUGGCCGAGAGCUGCGGCGGAGAGUCUUCGGCGGCCCCCCACGCCACUAACAUCACCGCAGCACCUGCAGAAGCCAGAGAAGAGGACUCUUUGGUCUCUGGAAAGAGCCCUAAGCCUCCUGCAGCUCCCCCCUCAGCAUCUGGCCCCAGAGCCACAAGGGUCAACACUAAGAUUGUGGUCUACGGCCCCCAAGACUCUAGCUCUCCUCACUCUCAAGUGCGCAGCAAAGCCGGGGCGAGCCACGGCGAGAAGAGCAGGGAGGCCUCCGGCCAGCGAGUGCAGCGGCAGCCCAGCGCCACUAGGGGGCAGAAGACCAAGAGCUCCGGCAGCAGUAGUUCCUCCUCUCAGAUAAACUCCACCUGAGACUCGAUUCGAGACCAUUUGUAAAUAUGUACUUUUCUUUGCAUUUAAUUAAUCGGUAUGUUUAACCGCGUGACCUCUUAAAUGGGUUGGGACACCUAAACAAAACCCUUGACUGGGUUUUUAGAUGACUGUCGCCUCCACCUUAGUGCAGUGGAGGCGAAGGUGAAAAAUGAUCACAGCCCUGAAAAGUGAAUCAAAAAUGGCAUUUCCAGACCCAGUGUCCAGAUUACACAGUGAGGUCUGUGAGGAGCAGCAGAUAUCUGAAAACCUUGAGAAAUAAAAUGAAAGCUACAUGCAAGAAUAUGAUGGAGACCUUGGAAGUUAGGUGAGGAAAAUAUGGAAAGUUUUUUUUUUUUUUUUGUUGUUUUUUAAUUUGGGUAAAUCCAUCCUUUAAAGUUCUAACACAAUGUAAGAAAGUCCUGGAUGCGUCCUCGCUCUUGUUCUGGGCAGGUGUUACUGCAAGUCAGUAAAGCCUUUUUCUUCAUUCAACAUUAAACAGACUUACAGAAAAGGAAAAAAAAUACUUUUUUUUGACUGAAAAAUUGUAUUGUAGUGUCUGUAUUCAUCAUGCAACUUUCUAUAAUGUGAUUAAUAUUUAUUAAACCCA
This is a messenger RNA of Xiphias gladius (swordfish), 1497 nucleotides long. It is a transcript of the gene mzt2b, whose product is annotated as mitotic spindle organizing protein 2B. The transcript is spliced from 6 exons. Gene Ontology annotation, cellular component: spindle; centrosome. The record is from RefSeq and is a predicted model, not a curated record. Lineage: Eukaryota; Metazoa; Chordata; Actinopteri; Istiophoriformes; Xiphiidae. The coding region runs from base 270 to 890 and encodes 206 amino acids.